Cyprinodon tularosa is the source of this 2186-nucleotide messenger RNA. Its product is annotated as gastrula zinc finger protein XlCGF57.1-like. Gene Ontology annotation, molecular function: RNA polymerase II cis-regulatory region sequence-specific DNA binding; DNA-binding transcription factor activity, RNA polymerase II-specific. The record is from RefSeq and is a predicted model, not a curated record. Gene Ontology annotation, biological process: regulation of DNA-templated transcription. Bases 215 to 1474 code for a protein of 419 amino acids. The transcript has 2 exons. Lineage: Eukaryota; Metazoa; Chordata; Actinopteri; Cyprinodontiformes; Cyprinodontidae.
UCAACAUCUACUGCUGGAUUUCACCAGGAUCCCCCAGAUCAUCUUACACCGGAUAGACCGCCUUCAGGAUUAUGUUGGGAAAGAGGAGGAUUUCUCUGACCAGCAGCUCUGUGGACAGGAGAGGAAUUCCAGUUUGGACCAAGAGGAACCAGAAGAUCUGCAGAUAAAAGAAGAACAGAAAGAACCAGAACAUCCCUGGACAAAAGAGGAAACCAUGGAGCUCCCCAUAGGUGAGCAGGAAGAGCAGCUUGUUCUGCAGCAACAGGCUAAAGAUAAAGGAAAGAAACUGUCCCCAUGUUUGACACGGAAAGAACACUUUCUAAAAAAGAAAAAUGUUAUGGUUCACAUGAAAUCUCACACAGGUCAGAAGAUUUAUGAAUGUCGGUCCUGUGGAAAAAGCUUCACUUAUAAACAUCAUCUUGAAACACACAUGAGAAUUCAUACAGGAGAGAAGCCUUUUUCCUGCUCGAUUUGUGGCAAAAGUUUUACUCUAAAACAUCAUUUGACUGGACACAUUAGAAUUCACUCAGAUGAGAAACCUUAUUCCUGUACCAUUUGUAACAAAACUUUUAAUGGGAAGACUAAUUUGACUCGACACAUGGGAAUUCAUACAGGAGAGAAAUCAUUUUCCUGUACCCUUUGUAACAAAAAAUUUAGUCGAGAACAUCAUUUGAUUCGACACAUGACAAUUCACACAGGUGAGAAACCUUAUUCCUGUGACAUUUGUAACAAUAAUUUUACUCGAAAGGAUCAUUUGACUUCUCACAAGAGAAUUCACACAGGUGAGAAACCUUUUUCCUGUACCAUUUGUAACAAGACUUUUACUGAAAAGGGUAGUUUGACUUCUCAUAUGAGAGUUCACUCAGCUGAGAGGCCUUUUGUAUGUUUGUGCUGCAGAAAAAGCUUCUCUCACAAGUCUAAUCUUGACAGACACAUGAGAAGUCACACAGGUGAGAAAUCUUUUUCCUGUACCAUAUGUAACAAGAAUUUUAAAGAAAAGAGUAAUUUGACUUAUCAUGUGAGAAUUCACAAAGGUGAGAAGCCUUUUGUAUGUUUGGCCUGUGGAAAAAGCUUCACUGAGAAAUCUAGUGUUGAUACACACAUGAGAAUUCACAUAGGUGAGAAACCCUUUGUAUGUUUGUCCUGUGGAAAAAGCUUCACUCAGAAGUCUUAUCUUGAUACACACAUGAGAAUUCACACAGGUGAGAGGCCUUUUGAAUGUCUGUCCUGUGGAAAAAGCUUCACCUCUAAGUCCUGUCUUAAUCAUCACAUCAGAAUUCACACAGGUGAGAAACCUUUUUCCUGUACCAUUUGUAACAAGACUUUUACUGACAAGAGUAGUUUGACUUCUCACAUGAGAGUUCACUCAGCUGAGAGGCCUUUUGUAUGUUUGUGCUGCAGAAAAAGCUUCACUCACAAGUCUAAUCUUGAUAGACACAUGAGAAUUCACCAAGGUGAGAAACCGUUCUCCUGAAUGAUUUGUGACAGCGAAUCAUUCAGCGAAUUCGUAACAGCAGUUAGACGCCACAGGAAGGAGCAGUUGAGGCGUUUUCCAUUUUUGGUGAUAAAAUGUCAAUCUAGAAACUGCUUCACCUGGUUGCAUGAGAAAAUCAAGGGUUAAUGGUCUUUUUGGAGUAAAGUUUUUAAGAAAGCCAUUAUUUGGAAACACAUUACAUAGAAACUAGAACAGAUUAGAUGUUAUAUUCUAAACCUGGAGUCUCAGAUGAAGAUUUGGGACGUAUAUAAGUGUGUCAUUCUCAGCUAACUAUUAGCUGAUUAAUGUUUUUUAAUGAUUCUUUGAAAGUAUAAUUUUCCUUUGAACUACUUCUAAUAGUUUUGAUCUUGAUUCUUUGGAUGUUAUAUUUUACCUGCUAUGAUUGAAAUGAACUUUAACCUCUUUUAUACCACUGAUUCUAUGUAAUAAGUGUCUAAUAAAGGUGCUGGAGAUCUCAAAGCUCACAUGGACACUGAAAAACCUGACAAAGCUCUGAGUGGUGAGAGUUAUUCUGCAAAGUUGACUGAGUACUUUGUUAGAAUGUUUGUUGAAGCUGUAUUUUCUAAUAUAGAAGAGGACAUAUUUAGAACAUGAUUUUAUUUAUGUAUUUUAAUAGAGAGCUUUAAUUGUGUAAUUGGUUGUUAGAGAUUUUACUACAAAGGUUAUUUUUGUAUCAUUUAGGUAUAAUAAA